AUGGUGGGUGAGGAGGCAUUCCACGCGGAUGAAAAAAUACGAAGUUCAUCUUUUUUCGUCGGCUCACCUAGGCUUCGGAGGUGGAAGGUUGCCCGCAAUGAGCUGUUCAAAGCUAAAUACUUUGAUCGGCCAGUGGCACGGGAGGAUCUUGUUGAGGAGUUUCACAUGCACAAAGCUGACAAGGAGCUACUGGCGAUACUGCAGAGUGAGGAUUUUGACAAAUUCCGCGAGGAGUGGGAAUUUAAGGACAUGGCCAUCAAAGGUGAGCACUGGAUGAGGCUGUCACUAUGGCUUAUAGCAAACUCCCCGGAGCUUGCUUUGAAGUUCCUUUACAUAACCUGCCAAGCCGAGCAGAGGCCGCUGCAUGUCAUGGUCUGCGAAUGCCUGCUUUUCUUGCGAAAUUAUCCAGAUUUACUUUCUACCUGGACAUGGGAGGGGAAGACCUUUGCCGAUAUCCUCGCUGCUUGCUUAGAUCCAGAACACUGGCCAAUUGUCUAUGCAUCACAGAAAGGUAUCCGUUUCUUCAUCAUGGGAGCAGAUGACGAACAAGUUCUUCGAGCCUGGAAGCUCGCACACGAACGACAAGUGUACACGUCUGCUGAAACCUAUCUUGCUUACGCGGCUCGCUUCACCAAGAUGAAGAAUGUCGAUUUGGCCCUCGCAGCCUUGGACCAUGUACGCCAGAUUGGACAGGUUGGCUUGGAGAUGACAUCCCAACCAGUCAAGUCCCACGGCUGUCUGCUGUUGCUGCUCGACUCUGUCGAGGAUGGCCCCAACGGGCGGAAUUUCCGCAUCCUUCCCAAGCUCCUCGAGAUGGGCAUGCGCCCUGACUUGGAGAUGAUGGAUCUCAUUCUAAGGAACUGUUAUAGGACAGGAGAUGAAGAACUUGGUCGCGAUAUGUUGAAUCACAUGCAGAGCCAAGGCUAUCCGUUGACGACCUAUACCUAUGUCACGCUAUUGUCCGAUGCCACCCGGCGACUGGACCGACAUGAGAUUGAUCGGCUCCGGGAUGAAAUUGACAUGGAGGGAGAGGACAUCCGAACCAACAAGUUUGUCCAGUCCAAAUUGUUCCACGCGUACUUCUGUCUCAAUGUGAAGGAUCAGGCGAAUCGGCCUUCAGACAUAGACAACAAGCACGCAUUUCGCACUCUGCUGAAGAUGUACAAUGAGAUGUACGACAUUGUACCUUUGAAGAAGCUUGGGAUUGUUCCGCAAUUUUAUCAACCGCCAACUACCGAACGAACCACGGUGAGAACCUCGCCUGACGCGGUACCUCUCUUCCUCAUGAUUGCAUCUUACCUUCGGUGCAACAAGCAUGUCUCUGUCACUGCGCAUGUCUACGAACGCUUUAUCGAGCUCUUAGAGAAAGAGGACCCAGUCAUCUCUUCUCUCGCUAGGACGGAUCACACUUGGCACGAGUUCAUGCAUGCAUGGCGUAAUGACGUCCGAGGAUUGCGUCCUUCGAUCCGCCUUGUCGAUACCAUGCAGCGUCUUAGCAACGAAGGCAGUGUCAGCCCGAACAAGCCACACUUCCGGCCGAAGCCGACAGUCUACAUCUGGACGACGUUAAUAUCUGCGUUCCUUUGGAACAAAGAACCGCGGGCGGCAGAGCACGUGAUCGAGAUGAUGAAGAAGAGCAAGUUCAAGUUCAACCAGAUCUUCUGGACCACCUUGAUCGACGGCUAUGCUCGGAACAAGGACAUUCUCAAGGUCGCUGAAACCAUCCGAGCGAUGGAGAAUGAUGGCUAUGAAAUGGACGCGUUCUGCAUCAAGGCGCUGCGCCACAUUCAGGAUCCGGAGCGACUGUGGGAGGCUGUGGAAGAGCUGGACAAGGAGACCGACGAGCAGGUAGACCGAACCACGUUCGAGUCCCUCACCAAGAAAUCGCGUCUCGACGAGAUUCAGGACGACCAGGGCGACCCAGAUUGGCUGCUCGACCAGGGUCUUCAACGCUUGAAGGCCAAACAGGCUUGA
Molecule: messenger RNA, 1974 nt
Organism: Aspergillus brunneoviolaceus CBS 621.78
Lineage: Eukaryota; Fungi; Ascomycota; Eurotiomycetes; Eurotiales; Aspergillaceae
Product: pentatricopeptide repeat protein
Exons: 1
Coding region: 1-1974 (657 amino acids)
Molecular function (GO): protein binding
Source: RefSeq, a predicted model, not a curated record